Nerophis lumbriciformis (worm pipefish) is the source of this 687-nucleotide messenger RNA. The record is from RefSeq and is a predicted model, not a curated record. Lineage: Eukaryota; Metazoa; Chordata; Actinopteri; Syngnathiformes; Syngnathidae.
AUGAACGCCAGCGAUGAGAACCUGCUCAAGUCCAUCAGCAACGACGCGCUCCUCGACCUGACGCAGCGCUACGGCCAGUCCGCUUUCGGCUUCGGGGCCGGCCACGGUCCCGGAACCCCCGGCCGCUUCCCGCUGACGCCGGCCGCCGACUUCCUCGCGGGACAGACGGCCAAGUCCAACGAGAGCGGCGGGGAGCACACCAGCGACGACGAGGACGGCUUUGACUCGCUGGAGUCCCGGAAAAGAAGCGCGCCCUUCGGGGACGACAAGCCCGGGGGUCCCCUGGCCAAGAAGUCCAAAGAGCAGCGAUCUUUGCGGCUCAGUAUUAACGCCCGAGAGAGGAGGAGGAUGCACGACCUGAACGACGCUCUGGACGGCCUGAGAGCGGUCAUCCCUUACGCCCACAGCCCGUCGGUGAGAAAACUCUCCAAAAUAGCAACUCUCCUCCUGGCCAAGAACUACAUCCUCAUGCAGGCUCAGGCUCUGGAGGAGAUGCGGCGGCUGGUGGCCUAUCUCAACCAGGGACAGAGCCUCACGUCACCCAUCCCCACUGCCCUGGCGCCCUUUGGUCAGGCCGCUGCCGUCUACCCUUUCUCGGGCUCGGCUCUGGCCGGCUGCGCCGAAAAGUGCUCCAACUUCUCGGGGACACCGUCGACUCUCUUCAAACAUUGUAACGACAAGCCUUGA